AUGUCUUCCCAUACGGAAGGUGAAAAGGCCGACGAGGCGGCCGAGCGGCAGCGGCAGGUGUUUGUGUCGGCGCUGCCGGAGACGGGAGAGUCUGCGGGCGUGGCACGAAUCGAAGCACUGUCGUCGGUGAUGACGCAGACCGACCGGGUGUUCAUCUUCCUGGGCGUCUUCCUGGUCGCCUACGCCUACGGGCUGGACGGCACGGUGCGCUACACGUACCAGACCUACGCGACGGCCUCGUACGCGAGCCACUCGCUGCUCUCGACGAUCAACGUGCUGCGGGCGGUCAUUGCAGCGGCUGCCCAGCCGACGGCCGGCAAGAUCGCCGACGUCUUUGGCCGCGUCGAGCUGAUCUGCCUGUCUGUCUUCUUUUACGUCCUGGGCACGAUCGUCGAGGCAGUGGCCCACAACGUGCAGACGUUUGCCGGCGGCGCCGUGCUCUACCAGGUCGGCUACACCAUGAUCAUCCUCCUGCUUCAGGUCGUCAUCGCCGACAUCACGUCGACCCGCGCCCGUCUGCUCUUCAGCUACGUUCCGGCCCUACCCUUCAUCAUCAACACCUGGGUCAGCGGCGACAUCACGGCCGCCGUGCUCGGCGUCACCACCUGGCAGUGGGGCAUCGGCAUGUGGUGCAUCAUCUAUCCCGUCUGCGCGCUGCCGCUGAUCGCUAGCCUCCUCGUCGUCGGCCGUCGGGCCAAGAAGGCCGGCCGUCUCGGCGUCGACGGCUCCACGCCUACCGGCCGCAGCAGGCUCUCGGUGGAUCUCUUCUGGCAGCUCGACGUCAUCGGCAUCAUCCUCCUCAUCGCCGUCUUCGCCCUCAUCCUCACGCCACUGACCAUUGCCGGCGGCGUGUCGUCCAAGUGGAAGACCGCUCACGUGAUCGCACCGCUCGUCGUCGGCAUCCUUUGUGUGCCCGUCUUUGUCGCCUGGGAGCUCAAGGCCCGCCAACCUCUCGUCCCAUUCGCCCUCGUCAAGGAUCGCGCCGUCUGGAGUGCUCUGGCCAUUGCCUUCCUCCUCGACUUCGCCUGGUACCUGCAGGGUGACUUUCUCUACACUAUGCUCGUGGUGGCCUUUGACUUUAGCAUCACGGGCGCCACUCGCGUCACGUCGCUCUACUCUUUUUGCAGUGUCAUCACCGGCUUCCUCCUCGGCCUCGUUGUCUUCAAGGUCCGCCACCUCAAGGUAUUCAUCAUUGUCGGCACCGCCCUCUUCAUGGUCGCCUUUGGCCUGCUAAUCCACUAUCGUGGUUCGCCCUCUUCGGCUGGUCGUUCUGGCGUCAUCGGAGCCGAAGUUCUACUCGGCAUUGCUGGCGGCAUGUUUCCCUACCCAGCGCAGGCAUCAAUCCAGGCUGCCGUCAGGCACGAGCAUGUGGCCGUCAUCACCGGCCUCUACCUCGCCACCUAUAACAUCGGCUCCGCAUUUGGAAACACCGUCUCGGGUGCCAUCUGGACCCAGGUGCUGCCCGGAGAGCUGGAGAAGCGGCUUGCCUCGAUCAAUGCCACCCUGGCCGCCACAACGUACGGCGACCCAUUUACGAGUGCUGCUAUGUAUCCCCUCGGCACACCUGAGCGGACGGCCAUCAUCGGUGCCUACCAGCACACACAGCGGCUCCUCUGCAUCACCGGCAUCUGCCUCUGCGUGCCGCUCAUCGGAUUUGCCUUUGCCCUGAGGGAUCCCAAGCUCAACGACGAGCAGAACGUGGCGGGGGAGGCUAAGGAAUGA
This is a messenger RNA of Grosmannia clavigera kw1407, 1722 nucleotides long. RefSeq names its product siderochrome-iron transporter. The coding region runs from base 1 to 1722 and encodes 573 amino acids. NCBI's taxonomy places the organism in Eukaryota, Fungi, Ascomycota, Sordariomycetes, Ophiostomatales, Ophiostomataceae. Gene Ontology annotation, biological process: transmembrane transport; intracellular iron ion homeostasis. Gene Ontology annotation, molecular function: siderophore-iron transmembrane transporter activity. The transcript has a single exon. Gene Ontology annotation, cellular component: vacuolar membrane; endosome. The record is from RefSeq and is a predicted model, not a curated record.